CAAAAAGUCAAAAAGGUUUCUGCGACAAUAUUGGAAGCAUCUCGUCGUCCUCAUGGCUGUAAGUUAUUUUUUUUCGGAGCGAAGGAAAUCCAGUUGACAUGAAUUGGUGCGAACUCCAUGGCUAUGCCUUUCACCGACUGCUUUAUCCGCCUAUAAAAAUGGCUUCCCUUCCUCUUCCCCAAACCAUCUCAAUCACCAUCCUUUCAGUCUUCGAAGAAAGAUAACACCACAAAAACUAGAAAGGAAAAACACACAGAGGUUUGAAUAUGGGGAAGGCGCUCAUUCUGGUGGCUUUCCUACUCGUACUCGUCUCCAUCGGAGCUACCUCAGUCCGAGCUGAUGACCACAACAAGCCUGAAGACGAUAAGAAGACUGCGGCACCGGUACCUGCACCUAAAGACCAGAAACCGGCGGCAGCCCCGGUCCCUACGGAGGAGAAAUUAAAGCCGGAACCGCCGAAGGAGGAGGAGAAACCAAAACCAGCACCGGCUCCCAAGGAGGAGAAACCAAAGCCUUCUCCUGUCGACGAAGAUACCGCGAACUACGACGACGAGACACCAGACCCAAAAACAGGAAGCGAACGGGCGAAAUGUAAAUCGAAAGGAGCUUGUAAUAAGAAGACACUAACUUGUCCGGCCGAGUGCCCGGAAAGGAAGCCCAAAAAGAACAAGAAGAACAAAGGGUGCUUUAUCAAUUGUGGUAGCAAGUGUGAAGCUACUUGCAAAUGGAGGAGACCACAAUGUAACGGGUAUGGCUCUCUAUGUUAUGAUCCAAGGUUCGUCGGAGGCGACGGAGUCAUGUUCUACUUCCAUGGCGGCAAAGGACGUGAUUUCGCUCUUGUCUCCGACACCAACCUCCAAAUCAACGCCCACUUCAUCGGAAACCGCCCAAAUGGCCGGAAACGUGACUACACAUGGGUCCAGUCCAUCUCCAUCAUGUUCGACACCGACAUCCUCGUUCUCUCAGCCAAGAAAGUACAACAAUGGGACGACUCCGUCGACGUACUUCUCGUAAAAUGGAACGGUCAACAAGUCAACGUCCCGUUCACCGGAGACGCAGAAUGGAAAACCAACACCGGAGUAAGAGAAGUGGCGGUGGAAAGAACCGACGAGGCGAACACCGUGAGAGUUACAGUCCGCGGACUGGUUGAAAUCGACAUGAAAGCUGUUCCGGUGACCAAAGAAGACGAAAAAGCUCACAACUACCAGUUACCAUUAAAUGACGCUUUUGCCCAUUUCGAGACACAGUUCCGAUUCUCAAAUCUCUCAGACAACGUCGAGGGCAUUUUGGGAAAAACCUACAGACCAGGGUAUGUUAGCCCAGUGAAGAGAGGGAUCGCGAUGCCAUUAAUGGGUGGAGAAGACAAAUACGAAACUCCAUCUUUAACUUCACCUCGUUGCAAACUCUGCCUAUUUCAGUCAAAUUACGAAUCUGCCCCUCCCCGUAUAUCUCAAUACUAA
Lactuca saligna is the source of this 1460-nucleotide messenger RNA. Lineage: Eukaryota; Viridiplantae; Streptophyta; Magnoliopsida; Asterales; Asteraceae. The record is from the annotation of a GenBank genome assembly.